Messenger RNA from Diachasma alloeum, 1206 nucleotides. RefSeq lists its product as uncharacterized. The record is from RefSeq and is a predicted model, not a curated record. NCBI's taxonomy places the organism in Eukaryota, Metazoa, Arthropoda, Insecta, Hymenoptera, Braconidae. The coding region runs from base 1 to 1206 and encodes 401 amino acids. The transcript is spliced from 2 exons.
AUGCCUGACGAGCCCGACACAACACAGGCAUUGAGACACCUCGUGGUUCGACCGGCACCAUUUUCUGCCGAACGUCCGGAGCUUUGGUUUGCUCAACUCGAAGGGCAAUUUCACCUCUCAGGUAUCGAAUAUGAACUCGACAAAUUCCACAUGGCUGCCGUCCACCUCGACACGCAUGCCGCAGCUGAGGUUCAGGACAUCAUACUGCAUCCACCUGCUCAAACUCCAUAUAAGGCAUUAAGAGAAGCCCUCGUGGAGAGACUCACGGCUUCACAGGAGGCAAGACUACACCAACUCCUGGACAAAGAGGUUCUCGGUGAUCGUAAGCCCUCACAAUUUUUAAGACAUUUAAAAUCUCUUGUCGANAAGGUUCUCGAUGAUCGUGCUGCAACAACACAGGCACCCCUUCACGAAUUUCUUCAAGGUUCUAACGUAAAAGGGUCUCAUCCAGUUCCAUGGACUACAGAAGGAGAAGCCGCCUUCAAUGCCUCUAAGAAACAACUGCAAGAUGCAACGCUGUUAGUGUACCCAGAUACGUCACUACCGUGGGCUGUUUUUACCGACGCGUCCGAAUUUGCUAUCGGCGCCGUUCUUCAACAGCGCAGAGGUACCGUCUGGGAGCCGCUUGCCUUCUUCAGUAAGAAGCUUCAACCUUCCCUCAGGAAGCGAUGCCCAUAUGACAGAGAGCUUCACGCAAUUUAUGAAGCAGUUCGUAAGUUCAGGGAUAUUUUUGAAGGUCGUCGCGUGACCAUUUAUACUGAUCAUAAACCGCUGCUGCAUGCUUUCAAACAAAACCCUGAUAAAGCAAAUCCUUGGCAGUUCCAUCGCCUUGAUUUUAUCGGUCAGUUUUCAACAGAUAUUCAGCAUGUCGCAGGUAAAGAUAACGUUGUUGCCGACGCCUUAUCGAGAAUCGAAGUCAUAUCCAUAGCAAUCUCGACGGCCGAACUAGCACAGGCACAAGCNUAUCGAAGGCAUAUCCACAGCAAUCUCGACGGCCAAACUAGCACAGGCACAAGCAGCAGAUGCCCAACUCCAAGAACGUCUGCAAGACCCGAAUGGCGUCCUUCAACUACGACCUAUCAACAUGCCANCACGUGGCAUCGCCGAUUCAAGACUUUCCCGGGGGAAGAACAAGACGCUUCGAACACAUUCAUGUCGACAUCAUCGGACCAUAUGUACCGUCCAGAGGUUACCGUUAUUGCCUGA